Molecule: messenger RNA, 456 nt
Organism: Aphanomyces astaci
Lineage: Eukaryota; Oomycota; Saprolegniomycetes; Saprolegniales; Verrucalvaceae
Exons: 2
Coding region: 1-456 (151 amino acids)
Source: RefSeq, a predicted model, not a curated record
AUGGAGGAGGUAUGGGAUUUCGUCGAUCAGCCGUACAUGACGCCUGGCGUAGCGACCCUCCGCAUGGAAGAGCUGUCCGACGAUAUUGACGAAGAGAAAGGCAUGUGUUGCGCGACACCAGAAUUGGGGACGACACCUAGUCUGGCCGAUACCGAGACAGUUCGUAUCGUCUUGAUGGCCAAGGCGGCUGCCCCGAGGAUUUUCCUGAAGAAAGACCUGGGCGACCUGUGGAUGACGAUUGACUUCAUGGGGCCAAUCAAUGCGUUCACCGAGACUAUGCCUUGGCCGUUGCCUAAUCUCGACGUCGCAAUGGGUGUGCUGAAGAACUCGCGCGUCUACUUUACGCUGGCAUGGAUGAAGGGCUAUUGGCAACUGACUUUACAUCCCAAUUCCCAGAAGUAUUACUCCUUCAUGACACCGGGUGUCGGUAAGCCGACCCGGGUGUUGACGGGAUAG